This is a messenger RNA of Fimicolochytrium jonesii, 1801 nucleotides long. RefSeq lists its product as uncharacterized. Bases 169 to 1620 code for a protein of 483 amino acids. The transcript is spliced from 4 exons. The record is from RefSeq and is a predicted model, not a curated record. Gene Ontology annotation, molecular function: metallodipeptidase activity. Gene Ontology annotation, biological process: proteolysis; peptide catabolic process. NCBI's taxonomy places the organism in Eukaryota, Fungi, Chytridiomycota, Chytridiomycetes, Spizellomycetales, Powellomycetaceae.
CACUCCGAUGGCACAACGCCCACGACGCACAGGCUGUCCCGCUGGUGACAACAGGUGCACACUGGCAAGUUGGGAACGCAGGGGUAUAAAGGCAAGCCCGAGAAAGGAGGGCACGCCCCUGGGACGUCCACACUGAAACCCACAAAACACCUGAAAGCUUCCGCCGACAUGCUCUUGAAAUCCGUUCUCUUCGUCGCCGCGUGCGCGAGCCAUUGGGUUGACCCCGUUGUAGCGGCGGGCAACUCCACCAUCAACCUUCCUGGGUGGGAGAAUGUCCAGAAGGCUUGGGCUGCAGUCCAGAAGGUCGAUACAGGUAGCGACGCAUGGGACCGUCUGGCUGAGAUGACGGACACCUACGGUCCGAGGAAGACUGGGACCCCCGGGUACUUGAAGUCGUUGAAAUGGCUUCGUGACCAACUGCAAGCCGAUGACCUCAAGAUCUUUCAACAACCCGUGCCGAACGUGCCUACUUGGACCAGGAAGGACGAGUCGUUGACCCUCAUUAGCAACAAGGAGCGUCCCAAUUUCGAUAUCCCCGUGUUGGCUCUCGGCAGCUCCUUCCCAACCAGCAAGAAGGGCAUCACCGGAGCGGUGAUACCGAUCACGUCCUUGGCUCAGCUCAAUACUACGGAUGUCCGUGGCAAAAUUGUUCUCGUCAACUACAACUGGACGGGGUACGGCGCCGCUUCUCGUAUCAGAAGUACCGCGGCACAAACUGUGGAGGCGUUCGGAGCCAAGGCUGUGAUCAUCAGGUCGGCCACGAGCGUCAGUCAGCGAACCGUCCACACUGGAUUCUCGAGGCGCGCUGGGAUUCCUGCGGCGGCAAUCUCUCCUGAGGACGCCAACCUCCUUCAACGGCUUUACAAAAGAUCGCAAACCAAUCCCAAAAAGUACCCGGCUCCAGUCGUCCAGUUGAACCUGCAGUCCGACUACCGCAACACGACCACCUACAAUAUCUUUGCUGACCUGCCCGGCACCACCCAUCCCAAGGAUCUCGUUUUGAUCGGCGGACACUUCGACAGCUGGGAUGUUGGCGUGGGUGCAGGUGACGACGGUGGCCCGGUUUUUGCUGCCUGGGAGGCGAUCCGCCUCAUCAAGAAGAGCGGGAUCAAGCUCAAGCGCACCAUCAGGCUCACCGGGUGGGCCAACGAGGAGAGCGGCUCCCACGGUGCCGCCAAAUACGCGGAAUACGUCCAAGCGGAAAACAAGAAGCGCAACGGCGAGCGCCACAUCCUUGCCAUUGAAAGUGAUUUUGGCGUCGCGACCCCGGCCGGGCUUACUGUUGAAUCGUACUUCCCCGCUGGAGAGAAGGCGUUGAAGGUUUUGCAGGCGGCUGCCCAAGCGGAUGCUUUGAUCCAGGCGAACCACUGGGGAACGGUCGAAGGAGGCGGUGAAGGUUACUCUGGAUCUGACACGGAACUCUUGGGAGCCGUUGGCGUACCCGUUGCUGGUUUCGAGACGACGAUUACGAGUGACACCUAUUUUGCCUUUCACCAUAGCCGUGCCGAUCAAAUGGAGGUCGUCAACCCGAGGGCGCUAUACCAGAACGCCUUGGCCUUUGCUUUCUGGGCCAUCGUCGCGUCCGAGCUUGACAAGCCUCUUGGUGAGAUUGAGGUUUGAUCUGACAUUGCGGGUGUACUAGAAUUCCGCAAACGUUGUCUACAGAUAGAUUAAAUAGGACACACCGUUUGGACUAUGCCCUGUGGAACCCCUAAUGCGUGAUGUAUAGACCGAUACUUGUACAGUUCGCUAGGGUGUGGCGGUUUAAGUUCCAAUGAUAUUUCGUCGCUUUCGAAGAAAA